UUCCGAACCUAUGUGGCGGUGGCUUAACUGAUAUUUUUUUCUUUUAACGUGAAGCUCGUCGGUUCUAUUGAAGCCGGCGUCUUCUGAAGAGGUCCUUUUAUCCCCCGCUCGUCCCUCUGCGGAGGUUGACGGGCGUGGUUGAUUCUGAGCAGAGACAAAAUGUCCCUGUAUACAUCGCCGCCACCGCUCCAUACUCCCGAUCAAGACAAACCAACGCUUCUGGUUUGUUGGUGGAUCACAUUAUUUUGUACCACGAUAAUUCUGUUGCGCAUCGCCGGCCGCUUCGUCAGAUCUGAGAAGCUGUUUAGGGAGGACAAGACGGCUGCGCUAGCCAUCAUUCCGUUAUAUUUGCGCAUGGGAUGUGUUCACGUCAUUCUUAUCUACGGAACUAACAACGCACACUUCACCGAGUUAACCGCCGAAGAGAUUCAUAAGAGAUCCAUCGCCAGUGGGUUGGUCCUCGCCAGCCGGAUCUUCUAUGCAGCUACGCUUUGGAUUCUUAAGAGCGCCAUCCUCGAAUUCUUCAAACGCUUAACGAGUACCACCUGGAAUCGCUCUCAUGGAAUAAUCUUGCUUAUUAUACGAGCUACUCUGGUCCUAACGUUUGUGGCUAUCGUGAUAGCCGAUUUAACAGAAUGCCAGCCAUUUACCCAUUAUUGGCAGGUGAUGCCCGACCCCGGAGGCCAGUGUCGUCAAGGUUACGUCCAACUCAUCACGAUGGCGACUUGCAACAUCACGACAGAUCUCCUCCUCGUUAUCUACCCGGUUCCUAUAAUCCUCACAAGUGCUAUGAAUACCAAGAAAAAGAUUCAACUGACCUUGUUGUUCUCAACGAGCCUAAUCGUUGUCGGAACCACCGGAUACCGAAUUCCUCGAAUAAUUCGUCUCCAUGGAAAUCAGCAGAUCCGGUCUCUACUUGCCUCUGUCGAGCUGCUAUUCGCCACAGCCUCCGCUAAUACGUUGGUGCUUGGGUCCUUCGUCCGAGAUAGGGGUGUGAAAAAGUCUCGUUACAGGCAUAAUUCUGGGCCUCCAGAAUCCAUCGACCGCUCAUCUGAUCGGAGACCUACGCUUCAGAACCAUUGGGGGAGUGACGAAGAUUUAGUGAGAGGUCUAGGGCUUGGUGUGGACCGCGAAAUUCGCCUUGCCGCAAAACAGCAAGAUCAGGGAGAUGAUCGCACAAAAUCCAUUACGGACAUGGAGAGCUGGAAUUUUCCUCGACGAAAUCCAAGCAGUGCUACACGUAGUGACGAUUCCCUAUUAGGCCGGGAUCAACUAACUUCAUCACGGAGCAACUCUACCUUAACUCCUCGCAGGGUUUCUUUCUUCGAUGUCGGCGGUUUGCUGGACGGUGAGCCGUCUCGGAGCGUACGGGAUAGCUACAAUUCUAACGUCGAGCCGCCAUCACCACUCUCUCCCGCCUCUCCUUCGACUACUAUGCAAGCAUCUACCAAUGGCUUCCGACGAGGGUCUCAAGUAUUACUACAGGAUUUCGGUGGUUUUCUUAGCCCAUUUACGGCUAGACAAUCUCGAUCGAGUUCCAGAAAUGGUACGGAACUAGAAUCAAUCCCACAAGACCCUAAAGAACCAAACUACGCUUCUACCGAUAGCCGUGGAAACUCGAACGAAACAGAGCAAAGAAUGAAAAACUUGGAGCGUCUCCCUGAGACGAACAUUGUGCGUUGAUGAUGUUUUAGGGGAAGGCUCGGGAACUCAUCGUUUACGGAUGCUACUUAAUCGAUUCACAUGCGAUUCCGACUCGAUCCACACUGCAACUUCUAUACAAUACCACACUGGUAGCCUCAGCAAAUAUCGAAACAAUAGUCACAUUACGAUACUUAGUGUCGUUAUCCUUCGUCAUCUCUUACAAAGCUCCGAAUCAGCAAGGCAGAAGAAU
Annulohypoxylon maeteangense is the source of this 1894-nucleotide messenger RNA. RefSeq lists its product as uncharacterized. The transcript is spliced from 2 exons. The record is from RefSeq and is a predicted model, not a curated record. The coding region runs from base 160 to 1683 and encodes 507 amino acids. Lineage: Eukaryota; Fungi; Ascomycota; Sordariomycetes; Xylariales; Hypoxylaceae.